AUGGCUGGAGGUGUAUGGGCCCGGGGCAGGGGCCAGGGGGCCCCGGUGGGGGCCAUAUCUCUGGCAGCUUUAGCUGAAGGGAUCCAGGCCAGCCAGGGGCAGCCCCUAGAGCCCCCUUCCACAGGCCCCCAGCCAGAGCCCUGGGAGCUUGGACCUGAGACCCAGCCUCAUGCCCAGGCACCCAGCACUGCCUCUGAAACUGAGCCUGGAAAUGGGGCGGCUGCCCCCACAGCUGGCAGUCAGCCCUGCUCCCCACACAGUGCCCAGAAGCCAGUCUCUGAGGGACCCUACCAGGCCCCCCAAGGUUCCUGGGAGGAGGGAGCCCUCGCUGACCUCGCCCUGUACACUGCUGCCUGCCUGGAGGAUGCUGGCUUUGCAGGAACCCAGGCAACAGCGCUCACCCUGUCCUCAGCCCUGGAGGCCCGGGGGGAGCGGCUGGAGGACCAGGUGCAUGCCCUGGUGCGCGGGCUGCGCCAGGUGCCGAGCCUGGCAGAGGGGAGGCCCCGGCGGGCGGCCCUGCGGGUGCUGAGUGCGCUGGCCCUGGAGCACGCGCGGGACGUGGUGUGUGCGCUGUUGCCGCGCUCGCUGCCUCCAGACCGGGCGGCGGCCGAGCUGUGGCGCAGCCUGAGCCGGAACCAGCGCGUAAAUGGGCAGGUGCUGGUGCAGCUGCUGUGGGCGCUGAAGGGCGCGGCAGGGACAAAACUCGAGGCGCUGGCGGCCACACGCGCUCUUGGGGAGAUGUUGUCGGUGUCAGGCUGCGUGGGAGCCACGCGAGGCUUCUACUCGCACCUGCUGCUAGCACUGGUCACGCAGCUGCACCAACUGGCUCGCGGCGUCCGCUCCCCGGACAGCCCUAAAGUUUGGUCCCCUUUCCGCCGAGGACCACCGCACAGCCAUGCCAGCUGCACCGUGGAGGCCUUGAAAGCCCUGCUCACGGGGGAUGGCGGCCGCAUGGUGGUCACGUGCAUGGAGCAGGCAGGAGGCUGGAGGAGACUGGUAGGAGCCCACACCCACCUGGAGGGCGUUCUGCUGCUGGCCAGCGCCAUGGUGGCCCACGCUGAUCACCACCUUCGAGGCCUCUUCGCAGACUUGCUUCCCCGGCUGCGCAGUGCUGACGACUCGCAGCGCCUCACGGCCAUGGCCUUCUUUACCGGGCUGUUGCAGAGUCGGCCUACCUCACGUCUGCUGCGGGAGGAGGUCAUCCUGGAGCGACUUCGCACCUGGCAGGGCGACCCCGAGCCCACCGUGCGCUGGUUAGGCCUGCUUGGCCUUGGCCACCUUGCGCUAAAUCGCGGGAAGGUCCGGCACGUGAAUACGCUGCUGCCCGCCCUCUUGGGCGCUCUGGGUGAGGGCGAUGCGCGGCUGGUGGGCGCGGCGCUGGGAGCGCUGCGGACGUUACUGCUGCAGCCGCGCGCGCCGCUGCGGCGCCUGAGCUCUGAGCUGAGGCCGCGUCUCCCGCCACUGCUGGACGACGCCCGUGAUUCGGUCCGCGCCUCGGCGGUCGGCCUGCUUGGAACGCUGGUGCGGCGGGGCCGGGGCGGGCUCCGGAUGGGACUCCGCGGACCGCUGCGGAAGCUGGUGCUGCAGAGUCUCGUACCGCUGCUGUUGCGCCUACAUGACCCCAGCCCAGACACUGCUGAGAGCUCAGAAUGGACCCUGGCUCGCUGUGACCAGGCCCUUCGCUGGGGCCUACUGGAGGAGAUGGUCACUGUGGCCCACUAUGACAGUCCUGAAGCUCUAAGCCGAGUCUGCCACCGCCUGGUUCAGCGAUACCCGAGCUACGUGCCCCAUUUCCUGAGCCAGACCCAGGGCUACCUGCGGAGUCCGCAGGACCGCCUGCGCCGGGCGGCCACCGUGCUCAUAGGCUUCCUGGUCUAUCAUGCCAGCCCCAGUGGAGUCAACCAGGAUCUGCUGGACUCUCUGUUUCAGGACCUAGGGCAGCUGCAGAGCGACCCUCAGUCGGCAGUGUCAGCGGCGGCGCAGGUAUCCGCCCAGCAGGUGGCGCUGCUGGCCCGAGCACGGAGUAGACCCCGCGGCCCUGGCCUCCUACGCCUGGCCCGCCGCCGCUCCGCUCCAGCCCGGCCUUCGCCGCUCUAUGCGGACAGCCCUUUCCAGCGCCGGAGUGCUGCAGGCCGCUGGGGCUGCCCCACACCCCACUGA
Castor canadensis (American beaver) is the source of this 2160-nucleotide messenger RNA. It is a transcript of the gene Mroh6, whose product is annotated as maestro heat like repeat family member 6. NCBI's taxonomy places the organism in Eukaryota, Metazoa, Chordata, Mammalia, Rodentia, Castoridae. Gene Ontology annotation, cellular component: cytoplasm. The record is from RefSeq and is a predicted model, not a curated record.